AUGGAAGAAGAAGAAUGGGAUGAAAGCAAUAUCAGAGAAUUCACAAAGCUAGUAGAGCAACAUGAAAAAACCUGGGAACCUGCUGCUGAAGACCUCAAAACUAUAAAUGUGGGUAGUGAUCAAGCUAAAAAAGAAUUGAAAAUAGGGACAUUGACCACGCCUAAGCAAAGGGUGGAGUUAAUAGCUCUAUUACAUGAGUAUGCAGAUAUUUUUGCUUGGUCUUACGAGGAUAUGCCUGGUUUGAACACAAAUAUCGUGGUACACAAGAUCCUAUUAGAGGAAGGUUGUAAACCAGUCAAACAGAAGUUGAGGAGAGCACAUCCGGAUACAUGGAUUAAAGUGAAAGAGGAACUCGAGAAACAAUGGCAUGCUGGAUUCCUAGAAGUUGUUAAAUACCCAUAA
Messenger RNA from Populus euphratica (Euphrates poplar), 402 nucleotides. RefSeq lists its product as uncharacterized. The coding region runs from base 1 to 402 and encodes 133 amino acids. NCBI's taxonomy places the organism in Eukaryota, Viridiplantae, Streptophyta, Magnoliopsida, Malpighiales, Salicaceae. The transcript has a single exon. The record is from RefSeq and is a predicted model, not a curated record.